Dreissena polymorpha is the source of this 8479-nucleotide messenger RNA. Its product is annotated as protein Smaug homolog 2-like. Lineage: Eukaryota; Metazoa; Mollusca; Bivalvia; Myida; Dreissenidae. The coding region runs from base 528 to 2891 and encodes 787 amino acids. Gene Ontology annotation, cellular component: P-body. Gene Ontology annotation, molecular function: protein binding; translation repressor activity; mRNA binding. Gene Ontology annotation, biological process: regulation of mRNA stability; nuclear-transcribed mRNA poly(A) tail shortening; negative regulation of translation. The transcript is spliced from 12 exons. The record is from RefSeq and is a predicted model, not a curated record.
AGCAUGUCAUCAAGUUAUUCUGGGAAAUUUUUGCAUGCAAUAAGAAAAUAAUGUGUUAACAUAUUUAUUAAAAAUUAAAUAUAUAUUUAUCGCAUCUGCUUAUUCUCGUGUGGUUAUCACAGAGGGUAUCUGUUUGUUUUUAACGCAAUCCGUAUUCGUGACAGCCGUUUCUAAAAAUAGAACAUGUGUCGGAACCAAAACAUCGAAAAGUACUAAGUAGGUGGUAAAGACUCAGAGAGCGAAGCACAUGUAAGGGAUAUUUCUCUUUGUACGUAGAGGGAAUGAUUUGAGACUUCAGUUUUAGCCGUGACCAAGUACAGGCUUCUAAAGACGUGACAUGUAAAAUCUGUUGACUAUUACAACUAUUAAAAAAUACCUUGUCUGGGAUUAUUGAAAAUCUAACACGAUAAUUCUGCUGUUUUAACACAACCAACUCCUGCAUAAUUAUUAUCAUGACCAGAAUAACAUUUAAUUCAAGCCACAAUCCACAAGGAAGACAAAAUGGCUGACAUAGUCUCAGUGUUCUCAUGGUGGUAACACGUAGCCACUAUUGUGUUAUGAAGAUGAAGGGGAACAUGUUUCGUGACCAGGUGAACUCUGUGACCUCAUGGUUUGGGGAGUGGAGCACGUGUGAGCAGACAGUGGUUCUGUACUCGCUGCUGAAAAUGAUACCGCCUCACCACUGUCGCUUCCUCGCCCAGAUGCUGCAGCAGAGAAUAAAGGACGACAAGGAUGUGGAAACGCACGAGAAACAAGCCAACGAUCCAGAGUACAUUAGCAUGCUGCAAGAAUUCCCAAAGGAGAAAGUAAUUCAGGAGCUGUUAGUUCACUUGCCUUUACUGCACGCGGGGAACUCUGAGGCGAAGAAGGAAUACCUCGCCAUCAUCCCCACCAUACUGGCCCACUCCAUCAAGAACAGCAUAUUCAUUGAGGAGAGUCGCCAGCUACUGUCAUACUCACUCAUUCAUCCUGCCAUCACCUCGGAGGAGAGGUCAAAGUUUAACCUGUGGCUGUGCCAGUUGGACGAGAGUUUUAGCGGCAAUUAUCAUCAUUCGCCUUCGAGUCAGGGUAACCGUGAAAGCUCACCGAGUCACAGUCCUGGCCAAGGUCAUGGUCAACUUCAGGGUCAAGUUCAAAAUAUGCCCUUUUCCCAUCAGACUGAGAAUAGCAACUCUUUGAGGACCCAUAUGGCGCUGUCUAAGCGAGCCUCAGUGGGGAGUGUGCCAAACAUGAACGGAUGGAAUAAUGUGAUGUUUCACACAAACGAUUCAAUAUACAUGAAUGGUGUCGAAGGUCACGGGGUAGGUCAAGGUCAGGUGCAGUCUGGUAGCCAGGGCAACCUGUACAUGGGGAUGGGGCAUGGCCAGGGUGUAGCCCCUACCCAGGGUGGUGGUGGUGUAGCUGGUCAUAUGCCACUCAAGCCCACCCUGUCUGCUCCCCCAAACUUCAGUGCCAUAGUGCCACCACCAACAUCUCUCCCUUGCUCAACGUCUGGUAGCGGCAGUCCUGUGGCCCCUCCCUCCAACAGUCACCACGCCCCCCUGCGACGCAUGCCAUCCAUGGCCCCUCCCGCCUCCCUGCCAGUCACCAGCUCUGUGCAUGACUGGCUCCAGUCAAACCACGCCCACCUCACACAAAGCCACGCCCAACUAACACAAAACCAGGGUCAUGGGUCAGGGCGACCCAUGCAUCAUGAGGCCCUGUCACGCCCCCAUGAAGCCCUGACACGCCCCCUCUCGGGUCUGUCUGACCACGCCCCCCUGUCACCACAGAGCAGCACGGCCAGCUCUGGAAGUGGCAGCGACCUCCAGGGAGAGGACUGCGGGCCCCACCCUGCCAGGAAUACCUUCGUGGAGGAGGGUAGCGGUAUGAGGGAUGUGCCAGUCUGGCUGAAGAGCUUGCGCCUGCACAAGUAUGCCUUUCUGUUCCAACAGCUUUCAUAUGAGGGAAUGCUCAACAUGAAUGACGAAUGGCUGGAGGCGCAGCAUGUAACCAAAGGUGCUAGAAACAAGAUCAUGCUGUACAUCAGGAAGCUCCAAGAGAGGCAGGAGACUCUCAGGAAACUGGAGCAGACUCUGCGUGACGGAGGCUCAGUUCGGGGCUGUAUACAGGAGAUGAGGGACAUACUGCGGUCACCCCUGAAGACGUUUCAAGUCCCUGCCCCGGAGUCACCCCUCCCCUCCCUGGGGCCUACGGGAGAUGGGGACACCAUACAGGAGGGGGAUAUCCCCGCACAGUUCACACGACUUAUGACGAAAGUGUACUCCCAGCUGAUGCUAGCCAGUCCAUAUGAUGAUGAGGGCCUGAACACCUUUCUACAGCUCAUAGACAAGUGUAUCAACCAUGAGGCAUUUUCACACAAGCAAAAACGUUUGCUGGACUCGUUCAAACAACAGGCCCGUAAAAUCUGGCAACCAGCGCCAAUCAAGUAUGGCUUCGACAAGAAACCUCGACCCUACUGGGGUAACACGUUCCCUAUUGGCAACUCCUACUCAUCGCGUCCGAUGUUCAGGCAGGGCUUUAAACCCCCAGUGACCCAGCACCACAGCCUUGGGCCCCAGUGGAGCUUUGGUGCCCGGAGGGCCAUGGUGGGAGGCAUGAACUCAGUGGCACAUCUUCCACUGCACCGCAACAACUCCCACAAUACAGCUGUCUUCUCCAGGCCAAGUGUGCUGGAGCAACAGAGUCCUCCGCAGAAGCAGCCACUCACUCACACCCAGUCUGCCCCUCUUCGUUCCCAGGGGUUCAUGUUCACAGGGGCGCCCCCACCCCAUUGCGUUCCCAUGGUGACAGACACUGAGAUCAACGCGCGGCUGGAUUCUCUGUGUCGUAGCGUUACGGAAUGCGCCCUUUCAGGAUCAGACGGCAAUGAGCGUGGCUCAGCCUAUUGAUCUACAUGUCUUUAUCGAGCAGUCACAGUCCAGUGAUCACCAUUUAGUGAACCUUAACUUGAGGACUGUAAUCGAGCAGUCGCAGUUCAGCGAUCACUUUAGUCAAUUAUUACCUGUGGUCCUUUAUCGAGCAGUCAUUGUCCAGUGAUCACCGUUUAGCCAACCGUGAUAGCAGUACCUUUAUCAAGCAGUCACGCACCAGUAAUAAAUGCUCUGUCAACAAUGACCUGCAUACAGAUAUUAAGAAGCCAUGGUUGAGUGAUCAUUGGUUAGUCAACCCUGACCUGCAUACCGAUAUGCUUCAAUUCUGCAGCCAUACAAGUGCUUUAACUCUCACCAUAAUUGAAAUGUUCAUCUACUUGUACAUUUGUUUCUAUUUAAACUGUUCACACAUCUGGUGGUGCUCCAAAUCAGAUGAUCCUCAUGAGUUAAAACCCUUGCUUCUGACGAUAUGUGCCUCGCUUUGGGAAAACAGGUCUGAACAUAUGUGGGUAGUGUCAAAUCAAAUUUUCUAGCUAAUAGGGAGGAAUUCUUUUGCUGAAACUGGAUUUUUGUUAAAAGAGACCUCCUUUGAACAAAAAUGUCCUUAAAAGUGGAAAGUGUCGUCCUUGAUUAGCCUACGUGGACUACAAAUGCUAGUCUCAACACUUUACGCCAUGCAUUAGGCUCCGUUUUCACAGAGAGAGAGACUCAUAUGUUUGCUUUAGCAUUUGUUGCUUGAUGUUGGUGAAAGGUUGUUAGGUUGCUUCCAAACUCUUCAGACAUGGUCUUGUUUUUGUGAAAUUCAAGGCCAUCAUUACUUCCUUUAUUUUUUUCAGAAAUUUUAUUGUUCAGUGUAUGACACAUUAUUUUGCAAUCAAAUUAAACUAAAUACAUGUAAUGAGAACGUGUGAAGGAGAAUGCUGAUACACUGUAAAUCCAAUAUAAUGCGCAACUUUGACAAGUUGAACAAAGCAUGUUUCAUUUCAUUCUUAUUUGUAGACAAUAUGUAUUUAAUUAUUGUCUACUAAAAUGCUCUUGAAAACAUAGCAGGCAAAGAGAAAUUAAAUAAGUUAUGAGAAAUCCAGACGAUUUAGUUACAUGCACAAGCAGGGUAAUAGUAAACAGAAAUUUACUUUCAUUUUCAGCAGGUUUUCAGAAAACAAGUUUUUUUUAUGACUUCGUAUGAGGCAAUAAAACAUCGCUUCCUAUCGUAGUGCAUUCAAGUUAUGGAUACAAUUUGGUUUAUAUGCAUGUAUUAGCGAAUUAAUGACAACACCAAGUAUCAGUUAAUGAGCUAGCAACGUUUAUUGCAGAUCUGUUUUUAACUAUGCCCUGUGGCUAGUAUCCGGUCAUCCGCAUUAUAUUGGACUUACAGUGUGUAGCAUUAAAAUGCUUUCAUAUCACCAGAAAUGUGUCAUAACAUUGUUAUUCUAUGUUUUAAUAACAACUUAUGAAUUUCAAAUUCAUUUUCUUGUUGAAUUGGACGUAGUUAAAUUUCUAGGAACCUCUUUAUAUUUUAUUUUCUUGUACUUUUAUGAAAUGUGACAACAAUUUGAGUAGUUAUUUUAAUACUGAAUUAGAUAUCAUAUACAUUGCAUGUUUCUUCUGGCAUUACUAGUGAUUUUGUGUGGGACAUUAUAAGUUUAUGAUACAGUUAGCAUAUUGAAUACUGUCUUGCUUUCCCAGCAAGCAAAGGGUUAACUAACUGAAUUAAAUUGUUUAAAAAAAAUUAAAUGUUGAUAGCACGUGCUCUGGUUUGGUAGAGUGAGCACAGGGACAAUUUUGUCUGAUCUUGAUUGGCCAGUUGAAAUUUUGAAUCUUAAUUUUACUUGUUUUUUGUUGUGUAUUUCAUAUGUGUUGCUUUUUUUCCUGUUAUAAUUAUUAGAAUUCGAAAUGGUCAACUAAUGAAAUGACAAAAAAUGAAUGUAAAAUUAUUUUAUAAAAAAAGCGGGUUACUCAUAACUGGACACAUAUUUGGGAUUUAUUUCCACCUUCACCUAUGGAUUCAGUUAUCGCUCUUUCUUUUACAUCAGUAAAACUGAUCUUUCUAAUUACUUUUUGUUUAGUUUCCAAAAUAUAUGAGUGCCAUAUUUAUUUAAAAAACUAACGGUAACAACACAAUGCAAGUGUCAGAGUUUCAAAAGCUCUAUGAAGAAUUAUAACUCAGAAAUGACAGAAAAAUGUUUUUGAGAGUUAAAUUGGUUAUGCUGAGGUUAAAACAUUAUUCAUUAUAGCAGAAAUGCUUUAUGUAUGUAGAUGUAAAUAAUAUCAUGAUAAUAUAAUUUUAAACGUUUAAUGUUUCUGAGGUAUUCAUAUUUUCUUGGGCACAUUGCGUGCUUACAACAAUAACAUAUAACAAUGUACAUAAUGAAGACUGCAGGUACAGUGUCUUGUACAUGUAUAUAUCAACUCACUGUUAUGUUUGAAGUUUGCUGUUGUUGUGUUUCCAUAUAAUUCUGUGAAUCAUGUUACAGGAUUCCCAGGUUAAACACCACUAUAAUUGUAUCAAUGUUUUUUGUGUUUGAUACUUGUUCAACCAUCAUUGCCUUGAAAUGGAAUGACAUAAUCAUGUGAAAUUUGAGUGUGUGUGAAAAUUACAUUAUUUUCCAGAAAGAUACAUUAAUGUAUGGAAUGUUAUGUUUGGGACAUAUUUGUAUUUAUUACAAUACCUACAUGUACCUGUAUGAUUAAAAUGUAUGUGGUUACAAUGCAUGCAAGAUAUUUCAAAAUUCAUAAUAAGUUGACUGUUUUCAAGCAUUAUUUUUUUUGUAUUAUCGUAUUCAUGCAUACCCAUUUUAUAUAUAAUAUAUAUACUAUAUUUAUAAUUUUUCAUUUGACUUGGUUCAUGAACAAAGUUUAGUUACCUUAAUGAAACAAUUUUGUUCCCGAGUUUGUGAAUUAAGUGAAACAGUGCUUAUAACAAGUUGGUAAAUGUAAUUUUCCAUUUGGCCUUUAUAAAUAAGAUUUGUGUCAAAGCAUUCAUGAUGGACUUGCCAAAAAAGAACAUGUAAUAACUAACAUGUUUGUUUAGAAUUUUCUUAAAUCUUUUCAAGGUUGUUUUCACUGUGAUGGAACAAAAUGAACAUGUCAAAUGAAAAAGCCAAAAAUAGUAUUAUUAACUGGCAUUUCUGUUAGAAUUUUCUGAUAUCUUUUUGAUGUUGUUUUCACUGUGACAGUGAAUAACAAGUCUUAAUAUAGUUAUUGCAAAUUAUUUGAUGUUGUUUUCACUGUGACAGUGAAUAACAAGUCUUAAUAAACUUUAAUUGCAAAUUACAAAUUAGUACUCCCAUGUAUGUUAUAGUUUGUAAAUGUGCAUGGUAGAGCCAACAAACUUCUGCUACUAGUUCUGUGUGUUUUAACCCUGUCCCACUCAGAAGCAAAGUGAAAAUGGCUAUGUGCAAACAGCAUAAAACCAGAACAGCCUGGGCGCAACUCUAAGUCUGUUCAGGUUUCAUGCUGUUUGCUGCUCAUCAGUAUCUAAGGGUUGGAAAUGAAGCCUUAACAACUUGAAUAUAGUUAGAAAUGUCCUUCAUAAAAUUCAACUUUCUAGGGACAACAAAUGCCUCAAAAUACGUAUCUAAGUGGUAAAGGGUUGAUGUCCAUUUUCAAUGAGAGUUGACUCAACGUAGGUAUCGAUGAUUCUGGUGCACAGAGUCAUGGCUUUUGUUUUGCCCAACUUAAGAGUUUGCAAUUGUGUGGAAAUGUUCUUAUUUUAAAUAGGGCUUUGAAAUUAUACUAAAAUGUAUUGGUUUAACUAGCUCAAAGUUGACACGUUUGCACAUUUUUUUAUGACACUUUAAAAAAUAUAGUUUGUGUAACAUGUAACAAGAAUUAAAUGUUUCUGUAUUCUGGUCCAUUAAUGGUGAACAAAUUGAAAUAUAAUUAAAAAAGCAGGCUUAUAGAGCUUAGUUGAUGAAUUUUUGUACAAGAUUAACAUACAUUUGACGUCAUUGACAGUAUGUUUGUACAAGAUUAACAUACAUUGGACGUCAUUGACAGUAUGUUAGUACAAGAUUAACAUACAUUGGACGUCAUUGACAGUAUGUUUGUACAAGAUUAACAUACAUUCGACGUCAUUGACAGUAUGUUAGUACAAGAUUAACAUACAUUGGACGUCAUUGACAGUAUGUUAGUACAAAAUUAACAUACAUUUGACGUCAUUGACAGUAUGUUUGCUUUGUGAAAUUCGUUGUAUGCCUUAAUUGGGUUGACACAUAUUUAAAGAGUAGAUGUUAUGUAGACCAUGCCAUAUUGUUUUUAUUAGGUAAUCUUAUUUUGUAGACUAUCAUUGUUUGACUAAGUAGCCUUUAGAUUGUGUCUCUUUUACCAUUGAAUGGUCAAAUCAUGUUAUAAAUUAUUUUUAAAAUACUGAGUAUUGAUUAAUAUUUUAAACAAUCUUGUUGAAAAAGUGUCUGUUAAAAUGCUUACUUUUUUUAAGGUUGAACUUUGUUAGAUAUUGUUUGUUAAGGAUUGUAAUAGGAAGCACAUCCAAAUCCUUUGGGUUUGGUGAAGUAAAUGAAAACAAUAUCCAGUAGUAUUGGAUUUUUGUAAUGCAGGUUUAAUGUUUGUUAAAAUAGUUUAAUUGUUUCUUUUUUCAGGUUAAAAUGUUCCUUGUUACUUUUUCCCUUAAAAAAAAUAACAAAAAAAUUCACCUUAACAGUUAUCUUAAAGUUUAAAUGAAAAUAAAAAAAACAAAUGUAAGUUUAAAUUUGAUCAAAGUGUUAGUGUUAAUCUGACUCAAGUUCUUGUGUUUUAUUGUUAGUUUCUUGUUUGAUGUUAAUUCUUGUCAUAAGUUUCUAUUAAAUCACUGCCAGAAACAAUCUACCAGCUGCCUCCCUGAGAUGUAUUUGAGUCAUUUAAUAAGUUAUGACUUACAAAAAAUAAAACAGUUCAAAAUACAUUUGAGCCUUGCACUUCGACAAAAUGGACUUAAUGGAUAUGUGUAAUGGAUGUUUGUAAAGUGUCAUUCAACACAGGCUAAAUAGGCUGACACCUUCUGUUUUUUAGAGUCUUUCUUUAAAGCAAGUGUCUUCUUAAUGGAAAUAAAGUCUAGGCGGAGUGUCAUCCCUUAUUAGCCUUUUCAAACUGCAGAGGCUAUUCUGGGACGCCACUUCUGGGACGCCACUUUGUGCACAUGAAUUAAACUCCUUUUUGCCAGAGCAAGGCUCAUUUUGAAGUAAUUUUUAAUUAGGGAGGCACACCAGGGUAACACUGAACAUUGUCCACUGUAUAGACAGUCUGUGUAGUAAUGUAUGAUUAGAGCCUGGCUCUGGGAAAACUGGGCUUAAGGCAUAUUUGUACAGUGUAGUCCCAGAUUAGCCUGUGCAGUCAACACAGGCUAAUCAGGGACGGCACUUUCAACAUAGACUGGAUUAAAAGUUACUUUCUUAAAACUAAAAAUUCCAUUAAAGUGGAAAGUGUUGUCCCAGAUAAGCCUGCACGGACAACACUGUACACAAUGCAAUAGGCCCAGCCUUACCAGUAUUUCCUUGUGAAUUUCAAACACACCGGUUGUGCAGGUAACCUAUAGAUUUUAUACAUAAUCAUGGCAUAAAUGAGUGAUAAAUGUACCCAGUUUUCAAAUGUGAAAUAAAUUUGAUACUUAA